Molecule: messenger RNA, 1288 nt
Organism: Elgaria multicarinata webbii
Lineage: Eukaryota; Metazoa; Chordata; Lepidosauria; Squamata; Anguidae
Gene: ALG2
Product: ALG2 alpha-1,3/1,6-mannosyltransferase
Exons: 2
Coding region: 21-1268 (415 amino acids)
Cellular component (GO): endomembrane system
Molecular function (GO): alpha-1,3-mannosyltransferase activity; GDP-Man:Man(1)GlcNAc(2)-PP-Dol alpha-1,3-mannosyltransferase activity
Source: RefSeq, a predicted model, not a curated record
UCGGUGGGAAAGGCGUCAAUAUGGCCGCUGCGGCGACCGACGCUGGCGAAAGCGAGCCCAGGGGCUGUCCUUCCGUUUUCUUUCUGCACCCGGACCUUGGCAUCGGCGGGGCCGAGCGGUUGGUCGUCGACGCGGCUCUAGCGCUGCGCGCGCGGGGCUGCCGCGUGCAGAUUUGGACGCCGCGCUACGACCCUGCACGCUGCUUCUCGGAGACGCGCCAGCUGGACGUGCGAACGGCGGCGGGCUGGCUGCCGCGGAGCAUCCUGGGAAGAGGCCACGCGCUCUGUGCCGCGCUGCGUAUGGUCUGCCUGGCGUUGCACGUGCUGCUGCUCAGCGGGGAGGAAGUCGACGUCUUCGUUUGUGACCAGGUGUCUGCAUGCAUUCCAAUUCUCCGUCUGGCUCGGAGGCGUAAGAAGGUUUUGUUUUAUUGUCACUUCCCUGAUCAGCUUCUGACUAAGAGGGAGUCGUUAAUUAAACAUGUCUACAGAGCUCCCCUGGACUGGUUGGAAGAGUAUACAACUGGCAUGGCUGACUGUAUUCUAGUCAACAGUUGUUUUACAGCAAAUGUUUUCAAAGAAACCUUCAAAUCCUUGUCCCACAUAAAUCCAGAUGUCUUGUAUCCUUCUUUGAAUGUCAGUAGAUUUGAUACCGUUAUUCCUGCCGAAGUAGCUAGCAUAGUCCCCAACAGAAAGAGUAUCUUUCUUUCCAUAAAUAGGUAUGAAAGGAAGAAAAAUCUAGUAUUGGCUUUGGAAGCUUUACAUGACCUUCGUGGGAGACUUAAUGCUCAGGAGUGGAGGGAUGUUCACCUGGUUUUGGCUGGUGGUUAUGAUGAAGCAGUUCAAGAAAAUGUGGAAUACUAUGAAGAACUAAAAGCUCUUGCUACCAAACUUAAUAUUGACAAGCAGAUCACAUUCCUGAGAUCUUUCUCUGAUGAACAGAAGAUAGCGCUUCUUAGUAACUGUAUGUGUGUUCUGUAUACACCGAGUAAUGAACACUUUGGAAUAGUUCCUUUAGAGGCUAUGUACAUGAGAUGCCCAGUCAUUGCAGUAAAUUCUGGGGGACCUUUAGAAUCAGUUGUGAACGAUCAGACGGGCUUCUUGUGUGAUCCUCUUCCUACCCAGUUUUCAGAAGCCAUGGAGAAAUUUGUAAGAGAUCCUUUUUUAAAGAAGACAAUGGGAGCCGCUGGGAGAAUCAGAAUUUUAGAAAACUUUUCACCAGAAGCAUUCACUGAAAAGCUGUACCAAUAUGUUUCUAGUCUAAUGCAAUAAAAUUAAAUUCCAUUAUAUAA